AUGGAGGUGAAAGAUAUGGAGUGCCUUGGACGCUCUCCUUCACAAGCCGCCUCCAUUCCUGCUGCCUUCGACGUUUUAGGUCUCAUACCAGGUGUGCUAUGUCUCUUGGCCGUCGCAGCAAUCACCAUUUGGUCGAUGUUUGUGGUCGGGACAUUUAAGCUGAAUCAUCCGGAGGUUUAUGCUAUCGACGAUGUCGGCUACAAGCUUUUUGGUGUCACUGGACGAGUGUUUUUGGGGACCACAUUUUGCAUUUACUGGAUUUUCGUUUCGGGUUCGGGGUUGCUCAGUAUUUCAAUAGCCUUGAAUGCGAUAUCCAUGCACGGAACCUGCACAUCAGUCUUUGUGGCCGUUGCCGCCAUUGUAACAUUCUGCUUGACUAGUAUUCGUACACUGGGCCGCAUAAGCUGGAUUGCCUGGAUCGGCCUUUUCAGUAUCUUGGGAGCCAUCCUCACCCUUACUAUUGCUGUUGGAAUCCAAGAUAGACCCGCAAGUGCACCACUGGAGGGACCAUGGAAAUCUGACUACGAACUGUUCAAGAAGCCAUCGUCCUUAGAAGCUGCUUCAGCAAUCUCCACUUUGGUUUUCGCGUACUCGGGUACCAGCGCGUUCUUUGCGAUAGUAGCCGAGAUGCGCGACCCUAAACAUUAUGCUAGGUCACUCACUAUAUGCCAGACCGUUGUGACUGGGGCAUACCUUAGCAUCGGUGUGGUGGUGUACUAUUUCUGCGGGUCAUAUGUCGCGUCGCCGGCCCUCGGGUCUGCCGGCGUUCUUAUGAAGAAAGUGACAUACGGAGUAGCCAUACCUGGUCUUCUCGCGUCGACAAUCAUUCUUUCUCAUGUGUCGAGCAAGUACAUUUUCGUCCGCCUGCUUCAAGGCAGUGAACAUUUGACUGCGAACACGUUCCAGCAUUGGGCUACUUGGCUUAGCUGCACAUUGGGAGCGACUCUUGUCGCCUAUAUUAUCGCCAGCGCUAUACCCGUCUUUAAUAGCCUAGUAUCCCUUGUUGGUGCGCUGUUCGGUACAUUGAUGUCGUUCCAGCCUAUGGGUUGUAUGUGGCUGUACGAUAAUUGGAAAGGGAACAAGCCGGAACGGAAUUUACGCUGGUAUUUUAUGCUCGCUUGGAGUCUAUUUGUCAUCCUUUCGGGAACAUUUCUCAUGGUGGCCGGGACUUAUGGCUCCGUUGUUGAAGUCAUUGAUAGUUAUAAAGAGUCCAGCGGCUCAGCUGCCUGGUCCUGUGCAGACAAUUCCAACUCGGUAUAG
Messenger RNA from Aspergillus caelatus, 1260 nucleotides. Its product is annotated as transmembrane amino acid transporter. Lineage: Eukaryota; Fungi; Ascomycota; Eurotiomycetes; Eurotiales; Aspergillaceae. The record is from RefSeq and is a predicted model, not a curated record. Gene Ontology annotation, molecular function: amino acid transmembrane transporter activity. The transcript is spliced from 4 exons. Gene Ontology annotation, biological process: amino acid transmembrane transport. The coding region runs from base 1 to 1260 and encodes 419 amino acids. Gene Ontology annotation, cellular component: vacuolar membrane.